Molecule: messenger RNA, 5194 nt
Organism: Hyaena hyaena (striped hyena)
Lineage: Eukaryota; Metazoa; Chordata; Mammalia; Carnivora; Hyaenidae
Gene: RNF144A
Product: ring finger protein 144A
Exons: 9
Coding region: 251-1129 (292 amino acids)
Biological process (GO): ubiquitin-dependent protein catabolic process; positive regulation of proteasomal ubiquitin-dependent protein catabolic process; protein polyubiquitination
Cellular component (GO): cytoplasm; Golgi apparatus; ubiquitin ligase complex
Molecular function (GO): zinc ion binding; ubiquitin protein ligase activity; ubiquitin conjugating enzyme binding
Source: RefSeq, a predicted model, not a curated record
GCGCGAGCGGCGGUCCCCGGAGCCCCGGCCGCGCGGGACCAGGUGGCGGGCACCCUGCUGAGUGUGGACCGCUCCAGGUCGCCAGGUGUGGAGGGACCCCAGGACCGAGACCUUCUCCCACGGUUCCGUAUGGGCGGCCCGCCGUGAGGGGAGGAGCCGGCUGAAUGCACGUAGGAGCGCCAGGACCCCAGGACGUGGCCAGAAGACCGUUCCUUUCCUCCCCUCAGGACUUCCCGGAGACUGUUCUGCCAUGACCACAGCGCGCUUCCGGCCGACGUGGGACCUGGCCCUCGACCCGCUGGUGUCGUGCAAGCUCUGUCUCGGGGAGUACCCGGUGGAGCAGAUGACCACCAUCGCCCAGUGCCAGUGCAUCUUCUGUACUCUGUGCCUAAAACAGUAUGUCGAGCUCUUGAUCAAAGAAGGACUGGAAACUGCGAUUAGCUGCCCCGAUGCCGCCUGCCCGAAGCAAGGUCACCUGCAGGAGGAAGAGAUCGAGUGCAUGGUGGCGGCGGAAAUUAUGCAAAGAUAUAAGAAGCUACAAUUUGAAAGAGAGGUGCUGCUGGACCCCUGCCGGACGUGGUGCCCCGCCUCCACCUGCCAGGCCGUGUGCCAGCUGCAGCACGCGGCGCCCCAGACGCCCCAGCUGGUGCGCUGCGCGGCCUGCGAUACGGAAUUCUGCUCCGCCUGCAAAGCCAGCUGGCAUCCUGGCCAGGGCUGCCCGGAGAGCAUGCCCAUCACCUUCCUUCCCGGAGAAACCAGCUCUGCUUUCAGACUGGAGGAGGACGACGCGCCCAUCAAGCGGUGCCCCAAGUGCAAGGUGUACAUCGAGCGGGACGAAGGGUGCGCACAGAUGAUGUGUAAGAACUGCAAGCACGCCUUCUGCUGGUACUGCCUCGAGUCUCUGGACGAUGACUUCCUCCUCAUCCACUACGAUAAAGGACCUUGCCGGAACAAGCUGGGCCAUUCCAGAGCAUCUGUGAUCUGGCACCGGACACAGGUCGUGGGCAUUUUUGCUGGAUUUGGGCUCCUGCUAUUGGUGGCCUCGCCUUUCCUGCUCUUGGCCACUCCAUUUGUACUUUGCUGCAAGUGCAAGUGCAGUAAAGGUGACGAUGACCCAUUGCCCACCUAGAGGAAGGCGCGAUGCCGGAACGAGACCCCUGCCUCCGGGAAGCGUGGAUCACCCCCACCCCACCCCACCGUCCCCCCUCACUAAACAUCUUUCUUGCCUUAUGUGCCCCAUUGAGCUUCACAGUGUCACGCUGGAUGCCGUGAUUUCAGGGACUGAUAUCAGAGCGCUUGCCGAGGCCCCGGGUGCAGUCACCCGGGCGUGGGGAAGGCAGGCUGGCGUGGGUAGGGUGCAUCCCCACACAAUCGAUCUCUGCCAACUUGAUGAGGGAGGCGCUGUACAGAGCACCCCGGGCAGUUUUCUCCCAGUGGCGAUAGACUAGGAGUGUCUGGUGGCUGCUUGAGAGACGUUCUCGUGCAAAAUGCUGACCGUCUCCUCCUCGGCGUCCUGAUGCUGCCAUGUUUUUGAGAGAAGGAGUCUUUUAAGGAUUACAACUCACUUCAGGCAGAAUCCAACAAUUCUGACUUGAGAAAAGCACUCUGUUUAUGACAACUGUUUUUAUUACUAAUGGCAUUUAGUAAAAUCCUUUUUAGAAGGUGUCUUUCUGUUUUUCCAACCGAGUAGUGAAAAAUCAACAAGGUGCAUCCAAACCAUCCUAUGCCUUUCUUGAAAUGUGCAUUUUAAGAAGUUAUUGUUAAAUGACUUUUCUGGCUCGGCCACUCUUCAGGAGAUUUAGAAAGCCUUAUGCGCUCUUUGUCUUUUUCUCGGAACUCGUGACGACGUUGUGAACGCCGUCAGCGGUGUGCUGUCACAGGCGCUUCCUAUGCUGUUGCAUUUCUCUGACGAUGCUGACGUGUUUAGAGGAGUGUCUUUAUCUCUCUAGAUGUUUCUUUUGUGUUUUUCUCUCUUUGGUGAUUCAGCUCAGCUCCUGGGGCUUAGGUCUUCUCAUCCAGGUACGAGCAAAUAUUUCGUAAUGUCUUUGGAAACCAAAUGUUUCACUCGGGAAUGGCCCUGCUGAUUGACAUGAAAUCCACAUGUUUUGGCUACUCACCCCAGCCUCCUGGUGCAGACGGCAAGGAGAGUGAAGUGCUAUCGGGGCUUCCCGGCAGGACCGGAGGACCCCCUGGGACCCGGGGGAGAAGCCUCCUGAUUCUCAGUUGUUUAAAUGACUUAAGUUAUUUUGGAGAAAUUCUGUUCUCUUACACAGCUCUGAGUCCCAUUGCUAACUGUUUUGCCCCGCUGAAAACACCUUCCAUGUCACUUAAUUAUUGCGAUUAGGGGUUUUACCACUCGGUCUGUCCUAGGCUUUGUGUGACUGUUACCGCGGUAGCAGAAUGCACGGAUGAAUGACACACACAUCGCUCCAUCCGUUGACUUUAAAAAGUGGAGAACGCGUAUUCUUUACAGAGAGUCGGCUCUGAUACAGCCUAAAAAGCCACCUGGGCUUUUAAGGAGCAAACUGAUUGCGUUGAACUCGGGGGCUUCUGAAAUGACAGAAAGGCAAAUGUUGUCGAGUUACUAUAGCGGAACUUUUUAAACAUUCCACAAAGGAGUGAAAUGGAAGCAAAAUCUGACUUGUUUGCUUGUCGUGAGCACAUUUGUAACAUGUGGUGGGUCUUUUGUAUGUUCGACUUCUACCUUUCUGUGUUGGCCUCGGGUCCUGCUUUCCUUCCCUGUGCAGAAAGUUCUUUAUUUCUUAACGUUUGAUACAUUAGAAGGAACAGCAUCACGUCACUUUUCACCUGUAGUGAAAUUUAUUAUCUUUAAGAAACUGAAGCCAUUAGGAGACUAGCCCAUGUCAAAGUCACAUUCAGAAUAGUCUCCUUAUGACCACAGGUGAAUUCUGAUUCAGUAAUGAACUAAGAACGUGCCUGAGGCCGUCUUUUCGAUGGAGCCUGGGCAGGGAAUCUUUAGCUGGAAUUGUUGCGACAGAGUCCUGUGGGAGGUGGCUUCCUGGAGAGGUGACGCUCCGUGAGUCCUGAGGCCCGAGUCGGUGGCCCAGGCUGGGAUCAGUGAACACACUGGCCUAGUGGCACCCUUUAGGAUGCCUGUCAAAGGCGUCAGGCUCGUGGCUCUGUUUCCAUGGUGACCCAGGAAGGGCAGACCUCAGCCCAUCCCGGCCCCGUUGCACACGGCCACAAGUCCACAUGGUAGUUCCCUUCUCCUCGAGGUGGAACCGGAGCCUUUGGGAAGGAUGCAUUCCCGGGGCUGGAGCUCAGGUCUCUGUUCUUAGCGGGUUGGGCUGUUCGUCUGUCCCGGAGAAAUCCGUAAGCAGGCCCUACACAUCCGUAGCCCCCACCAGCCCCGUGCCUUCACCCCCGACAUGUUUCACACGCGCGUGGUUGGACCCAGGUGGGGACCACGAAGAUUCUGGGGCCGGGCACAGCCACACUGGCUCCCGUUUGCUCCGAGUUUUUGCACCGCACACGCCUCACUUUGAUUUUGUGGUGACACAGCUGCCACACCAUCUGCUCUCGGGGAAGACACCAGCGGGACUGCAUUGCGAUCCUUACAUCCUGCAUUUCCCCCCGUCAGACCCCAUUCAUUUCAGUAGGGAAUGCCAUCCCCAUGGUUCGUGGGGGUGCAGGACUCACCACUUACACGCCUGAUGUAAAAUGUAAACAGAACGUGGGGAGAUGGCCCACGUCUUGGAUUUUAACCUUGCCCUUCCUCCCUGGCAAACCCUGGGGAGUUCUGCACUCAGUAGGCAGGCUGCUGUGUGGCUUAGCUUGUCUUAACCUGAUACGCCCUUUCAUGGAUGGUCUUCAUGCCGACGUUCUGGAAGCACAUACGUUUAUCCCUGAGAGGCCUUGAAAUCCUGGCGAGGAGGGAAGAAGGUCCUCAGAUCAUGGCUGACUCAGCCGGUGUCCGGUUGGGGUGGCCCUGGAGGGCGCGGCCGACCUGCGGGUCACCUGAGUCCCUUCAACCCCGUGGGGUGGUUUUGCGGGACAUGCCCCGUCUCUCAGUCUGGCUCCGUCGUGUCCCCUGCAGCCUGGCCCUCGAGCUCUGCAGCGGUCACGAGAGGCCCGUGUGCUCUGAGGAGGAGUCGCGUAGACAUUCACGUAGCAGAGGUUGACUCAGGAUCUGAGCCUAGUCAGGCCCUGGGAGGGCAUGACCACUGGCCCUAUUGGGUCCCCCUCACCCGCGGGAGUGGCCGUGGCCUGGGGAACCGACCUCCACAAAGAGGAGCAAAUUCUCUUUAUGGCAUAUUAUUCCCUAAAAACCAGUGUAGGAGCCAGGCCGAUUCCUACCCUGGAAUUCAGGGCCCGUGGGGAACGCGAGCCUCAUAUCCCCAAGUUACUCCAAGAUGAGUCUAUCUUUUUCAUCUAUCUUGCUUGCAAAGUUCAAAGUUAUUUAAGAAAUUAGGAGAGGACAUUUUCCCUUGAUAGUCUUUAAAAAUUAGGAGAUUGGAAAGAACCAGGGUGGGCUUUUUGUAUACUUCUCAGAUUCUCAUUUAUUAAUAAAUCUCCCUGUAUAUAAGUAUAUAUAUAUACAUAUAUAUGUAUACAUAUAUAUAUAUCACAGUGAACUCAUCAAGGGAAAACAUUUUGCAUGUAUAAAGCUUCAUGAAGGUCUCUUUAAAAAAAAUACCAAAGCUUGUUUAUUCUUUAUAAUUAACCCAAGCCCUUAGGAACAUACACAAAACGAAGAGGUUAUGACUGGUAUUGCCAAAAAUGCCAAAUGGAAUGAAGGGCCUGCACCACAUAUAGUUGCUAAUGCGUCACUAGUAGGAGAGCAUGCCGUUUUGGUUGGUACAGUCCCACAGGCUCCCUUCUUCCUUCGGAUCGUAUAAUCUCGUCUUCCACGCUCCUGGGAGCCUGGGGUCAGGGGUAAGUACCAGCCACACGCCUGACCUUUCCUUCGUCCUUUGCUCAUUUUACCAUGGGUGUAUUUUUACUCUUGUAUAAAAAUAUGCAUGAAUGGGUCAUGCACACGUAGACAGUAUGUAUUUGACAAUGGUGGUGAAAACAAAAGUUCGGUUCUCGUUUUUGACGCGUCAGUCCAUUUUGUGCCACUAACACUGUGAUGUAUAAAAGAGCUGUUUGAAUGCCUUUUAAUGUUGUGUUUUGUACUUUGGAAUCACAUGGAAAAGUUUGAUUUGUAAUUUCAAUACAUAUUUUAAAUGUA